AUGAUCGGUGCCGUGGUCGGUGACAUGAUCAGUGGCGUGAUUGGUGACAUGAUCAGUGAUGUGAACGGCGACAUGAUCGGUGACGUGAUCGGUGACGUGAGCGGUGGCGUUAUCGGUGGUGUGAUCAGUGACGUGAUCGGUGGCGUGAUCAGUGGCGUGAUCGGUGGUGUGAGCAGUGGUGUGAUCGGUGGCGUGAUCGGUGACAUGAUCGGUGGCAUGAUCAGUGGCAUGAGCAGUGACGUGAUCGGUGGCAUGAGCGGUGACAUGAUCGGUGCCAUAAUCGGUGACGUGAUCAGUGGCGUGAGCGGUGACGUGAUCGGUGACAUGAUCGGUGAUGUGAUCGGUGGCGUGAGCAGUGGUGUGAUCGGUGACAUGAUCGGUGUCGUGAUCGGUGGCGUGAGAGGUGGUGUGAUUGGUGGCGUGAUCAGUGGCGUGAUCAGUGACAUGAUCGGUGGCGUGAUCAGUGGCAUGAUCGGUGACAUGAUCGGUGGCGUGAUCGGUGGUGUGAGCGGUGGCGUGAUCGGUGACAUGAUCGGUGGCGUGAUCGGUGACAUGAUCGGUGGCGUGAGCGGUGACGUGAUCGGUGACAUGAUCAGUGGCAUGAUCGGUGGCAUUAUUGGUGGCGUGAGCGGUGGCGUGAUCGGUGAUGUGAGUGGUGGCAUGAUCGGUGGCGUGAUGGGUGGUGUGAUUGGUGGCGUGAGCGGUGGAGUGAUUGGUGGCGUGAGCGGUGAAGUGAUUGGUGGCGUGAUCGGUGGCGUGAGUGGUGAUGUGAUUGGUGGCGUGAUCGGUGGGGUGAUUGGUGGCGUGAGCAGUGGUAUGAUUGGUGAUGUGAAAAUAUUGUGA
This is a messenger RNA of Carcharodon carcharias (great white shark), 843 nucleotides long. RefSeq names its product glycine-rich cell wall structural protein-like. The transcript has a single exon. The record is from RefSeq and is a predicted model, not a curated record. NCBI's taxonomy places the organism in Eukaryota, Metazoa, Chordata, Chondrichthyes, Lamniformes, Lamnidae. The coding region runs from base 1 to 843 and encodes 280 amino acids.